This is a messenger RNA of Anastrepha ludens (Mexican fruit fly), 1546 nucleotides long. RefSeq names its product ADP-ribosylation factor 1 (gene Arf79F). The transcript has 5 exons. NCBI's taxonomy places the organism in Eukaryota, Metazoa, Arthropoda, Insecta, Diptera, Tephritidae. Bases 263 to 811 code for a protein of 182 amino acids. Gene Ontology annotation, biological process: vesicle-mediated transport; intracellular protein transport. Gene Ontology annotation, cellular component: cytoplasm; plasma membrane. Gene Ontology annotation, molecular function: GTPase activity; GTP binding. The record is from RefSeq and is a predicted model, not a curated record.
CGUGUGUUUAUUGCUCUGUGAUUUUCGCUGACAUUUCCAACCAGAUUGAAUAAAAUUUCUGCAAUUGCGUGCGUGAAUUCAACUCAUUUGAUUGCCGACUUGUUUGUAAUUGAUUUCCGACUGCAGCUUUAACGUGCCGAAACUCGGAUCGACUCUGGCAUACCGAUCAAUUCCAUUAAAGUAUAUAUAUUAAUCUCAAGUUUGACGCUACUUAUACAAAAAUAUAAAGGACAAGAACAAACUCUGCAAAACUUGAAUCAAAAUGGGGAAUGUUUUUGCAAAUCUAUUCAAAGGACUUUUUGGAAAGAAGGAAAUGAGAAUAUUAAUGGUCGGAUUAGAUGCCGCUGGUAAAACCACAAUUUUGUACAAACUCAAAUUAGGCGAAAUUGUUACAACGAUACCUACCAUUGGUUUCAACGUCGAGACUGUAGAAUACAAGAAUAUUAGCUUUACAGUAUGGGACGUGGGCGGCCAAGAUAAAAUUCGUCCAUUGUGGAGGCAUUACUUCCAAAAUACACAAGGUCUUAUAUUCGUCGUUGACAGCAAUGACAGAGAACGUAUCGGUGAGGCGAGAGAGGAAUUGAUGCGUAUGUUAGCCGAAGAUGAGCUCAGAGAUGCUGUUUUACUAAUAUUCGCAAACAAACAGGAUCUGCCAAAUGCAAUGAGCGCAGCCGAAAUCACCGACAAGCUCGGUUUGCAUUCACUCAGAAACCGCAAUUGGUAUAUACAGGCGACGUGUGCAACCAGCGGCGAUGGUCUCUAUGAAGGUCUCGAUUGGUUGUCCAAUCAACUUAAGAAUGCUAAUCGCUAAAUACACACACGUAUAAAUAUAUUAAACAAAAACACCUUUUUGAUUUAAACAUAAAGUAAAGUUAAUGAAAAUUUGAAUAAAAGAAACAAAAAGCGAAAAUGAAAGCAAAAAAAUCAACUAAAAACGACAUCCUACUGAUCCUUCUUCUCCUCUUAUCCCAACUACAACAAAAUUAAGUAACUUAAGACGGUUAUCAUUUAUUUAGCGCCUGUUGAAAACGAUAAAGGUAAUGAUAUGGAAGAGGAAGGUCAGAGCGUACAGAACAUCAGUAAGGAACAGGAAUUAAAUGUAAAACCGCUAUAUAAUGAAACUAUCCAUUUUCAAAACAAUUCUAUAUAUAUUUAUGUAUAUGUAUGUUAAUGACAAACAAUAACAAAUUGCAAAACAUUACGUAUAUCCAAAUGAAAUGAUUAGUUGUGAAAGAAGGGAAGAAACAUCAACAAUGAUUACAUAUACGGCAUCCACUUUUAAGUAUAAUUUUAGUAUUUCCUGUCUUUAUUUUAUUAUUUGUAAUUCUAUGAAUAUCGAUUAAAUUUAAUUGAGACCAAUAUUACAAAAUAUAAACAAAGGCGAAACACACACAUACAACACACAUGCUCUUUAUAUACAAAAACAACUUAAAAUAAAUAAUAAUAAAUUGUAACAAAAAUGGAAAGACCGCAACAUAGAUAACAACACAUUCGACAAUUUUGAUAAGGUACCAAUAAAAAGACGAUUUCCCUGGUCUAUGCUCUA